CACAAUUUGGUCGCUUCCAGUCUUUGUUAAGCUUUCGAAAGCCGAGUCGAGUCGAUUUGAGUCGGCACUUGGCAGAGGCGCCAAAAUGGUGUCUUUUGUGACCCGUUUAUUUCUGCCGGGCGCAUUUUGUGUUUUUUUUUUCUGGGCAAGCAGGACUCACUCGACUGCAAGCGAUUUCACCAACGAGACCCCAACCGAGGAUGCAAAAAGGGUCAUCUCAGCUCAGCAAAGCGUGUCAUCUGUCGCCUCGGACAUGGGUGACGUGCAGAGCUGCCCAGCCACCAGCUGGGGUCAUCUUUUUGGUGUGAUUCCCAAGAAGAAGGAACGGGCGCUGGCUGUCUUGGAAACGCCGUGGGUUUUCUCUCUGGAGCUCUGCUUCAAUUUGUGA
This is a messenger RNA of Pyricularia oryzae 70-15, 388 nucleotides long. RefSeq lists its product as uncharacterized. Bases 86 to 388 code for a protein of 100 amino acids. Lineage: Eukaryota; Fungi; Ascomycota; Sordariomycetes; Magnaporthales; Pyriculariaceae. The transcript has 3 exons. The record is from RefSeq and is a predicted model, not a curated record.